ACUGUUUUAGGGACCCCUAAACUGAAAGCUUGAUAGGCGCCGCCCUCUCAGAGGGUAGGACCAUCCCCUCAGAGGGCAUAAAAACAGAGGGAUGCUUACAUCUGGACCAGUAUGUGGACGUCACGGUCAUUGAUGUUAUCUUGAAUAAUUGUGCAGUUUUGUGUUGCUUGAUAAUUAAUUAUAUGUGUGCAAAUAAUUGCUUUAAUUUACAACCAAAGUAAUAAUGAAGAGCUGGCUAGAGACCGCCAGCAGCAUGGAGGACGGCUCGCUCUCUUGCAUGCUUGCCGAACCGAGGGAAGCUCUGCUACCUAUCACAGACAGAGAAAACUUGGCGCCUAGGAAAAGAGAUAGAACGCUAGAACCAUGCGCUCUGUCCGAGGAUGCCUACCUAUCCAGUGGAGCAGGGUCCCCUUGCGCCGGCCUCUCCAGGGAAGAAAGAAGACGACGUCGCCGUGCCACGCUCAAGUACCGAACAGCCCAUGCCACGAGAGAAAGAAUACGGGUAGAAGCUUUCAAUGCUGCUUUUGGCUCCCUCAGAAGACUGUUACCCACUCUCCCACCCGACAAAAAGCUGUCCAAGAUCGAGAUCCUCCGUUUAGCUAUAUGCUAUAUUGCCUACUUGAAUCAUGUUUUAGAUGCGUAAAUGUUUGACGCAGUUCGCGUGGAAUGAUCCGAAAUCAUUGAUUUUUCGGAAUAAAAUGGGCCUAUCUGCAACAAGAUCUAAUUUAUCAUCUUCCUAUCAUCAUAUCAGUCGAUGGAUGUCCACUGCAAGACAUGCCUUUUGCAGGGACUUCCAAACAUCACGAUACUGAGCCACCUGCGUCCAGCGAAUCCCUGCGACUCACUCUAAUCUAAUCUAAUUUAUGUCUACCAAAUUCAUCCAAAUCGGUCCAGUGGCUUAGCCGUGAACAGGUAACAGAUAUACUUACUUUCCCAUUUAGGUAUAAUAGUAUAGAAAAAGUUAAUUAUAAUAAUUAACUUUUUCUAUACUUUUAUGGAAGAAAUAACAUGUAUAAUGGAUGAAGUACAAAGACAAAGUUUGAUUCUUUAACAAUCACUAUCAGAUUGUUAAUAACCGAAUCUUGGCUGGUACUGUAAAUUUCUUCAAUAAUUGAAUUGUGGAAUCAAGAAUCUAAUAUUGGACAUCGCAUGAUCCACAGCCAUAUUAAACUUGUUAACCAAUGGGCCUACCAGAUAAUUAUAGCUGUUGAACUAUAAACAAAAAACAUAACCCUUCUUGCAGUCGGGUAAAAAGUAGUGAAGCUCAAAAUCGUACUAACUUUUAAUCUCUAUUCGGAAAU
Molecule: messenger RNA, 1301 nt
Organism: Bicyclus anynana (squinting bush brown)
Lineage: Eukaryota; Metazoa; Arthropoda; Insecta; Lepidoptera; Nymphalidae
Gene: HLH4C
Product: helix-loop-helix protein 1
Exons: 3
Coding region: 224-643 (139 amino acids)
Biological process (GO): regulation of transcription by RNA polymerase II
Molecular function (GO): protein dimerization activity; DNA-binding transcription factor activity, RNA polymerase II-specific; RNA polymerase II cis-regulatory region sequence-specific DNA binding
Source: RefSeq, a predicted model, not a curated record